AUGGAAUUAGUAAAAUUGCUGCAAAUUUCUGUAUGUAAACUGGGCCAGAGUUUAAUACAGUCUCAUAAAAUCUCAAGUGAUUUAAAUGAAGCUGCUACUCAGCAAACAGUAUGUAUCUUUCUUAAUGCUUAUUUGAAUUCUGUAUCGUUCUUAGGAAGGCAGUUAAGUUUGGUAGGUCCUCUUCCAGGAGCAAGUGUGAAGAGUUACUCUAGCAAUCUCACAGUGAACAAGACUCAUAACAGCAAUCUCUUCUUCUGGUUCUUCCCUGCUCAGAUACAGCCAGAGAAUGCUCCUGUUGUACUUUGGCUCCAAGGAGGACCAGGAGGUACAUCCAUGUUUGGAAUUUUUGUUGAACAUGGACCGUAUGUUGUUGACCAGAAUCUCAGAUCGUCUUAAUGAAAGUUUCCUUGGACAUCCAAGUUUUCCAUGCUUUAUAUUGACAAUCCACUUGGGACUGGCUUUAGUUUUACUGAUGAUACAGGAUAUGCAGUUAACCAAGAUGAUGUAGGAAGAGAUUUAUACAGUGAACUCAUCCAGUUUUUCCAGCUAUUUCCUGAUUAUCAGAAAAAUGACUUCUAUGCUACAGGAGAAUCUUAUGCAGGGAAAUAUGUGCCUGCUAUUCAGUACUAUAUUCAUACCCACAAUCCCACAGCCAAGGUUAAGAUCAGCUUCAAGGGAGUUGCUAUUGGAGAUGGUUUCUGUGACCCUGAAAUGAUGUUGGGUGGCUAUGCGCAAUUCCCGUACCAAAUUGGCUUGGUGGAUGAGAAGCAGAGAGACUAUGUCCAGCAGCAAACCGAUCUGGGAGUAAUCUAUAUCCAGCAGAAGAAAUGGACUGAAGCCUUUGAAAUAUUUGAUGUUCUAAUUAAUGGUGAUGAAAAAGGUGUUCCAUCCUGCAGUCAGAACAUUACAGGUUGUAGUAACUUCUUUAACAUGCUACAAUGCCAGUGGCCUGAUGACCAGGAAUAUUUUGGAGAGUUUUUAUUGCUCCCAGAAAUAAGGAAAUCUAUCCAUGUGGGUAAUCUUACCUUCCAUGAUGGGUCUACAGUUGAGAAGCAUUUGCUUGAAGAUGUGAUGAAAACAAUAGAGCUAUUAGCUAUAUUAAUGGAUAAUUAUAGGGUACUGUUAUACAGUGGACAGCUGGACAUUAUAGUAGCAGCUCCAUUAACAGAGCACUUUCUGCCUACUGUGCCAUGGAGCAAAGUGGAAGACUACAAAAAUGCUGAAAGACUUGUAUGAAAGAUCCAUCCCCAAGAUAAGGAGGUAGCUGGAUAUGUGCAUCAAGCUGGUGAUUUCUAUCAGGUAAUUGUUCAAAGUGGGGGACAUAUCCUACCUUAUGACCAGCCUGAAAGAUCACUGGACAUGAUUGACAAAUUUAUCUCUGGGAAAGGAUGGAAGAAAAAUGAACACUAA
Messenger RNA from Gavialis gangeticus (Gharial), 1410 nucleotides. RefSeq names its product carboxypeptidase, vitellogenic like (gene CPVL). Gene Ontology annotation, biological process: proteolysis. The record is from RefSeq and is a predicted model, not a curated record. Gene Ontology annotation, molecular function: serine-type carboxypeptidase activity. Lineage: Eukaryota; Metazoa; Chordata; Crocodylia; Gavialidae.